Esox lucius (northern pike) is the source of this 1255-nucleotide messenger RNA. Its product is annotated as proteolipid protein 2 (colonic epithelium-enriched). The record is from RefSeq and is marked provisional. NCBI's taxonomy places the organism in Eukaryota, Metazoa, Chordata, Actinopteri, Esociformes, Esocidae. Gene Ontology annotation, cellular component: membrane.
GUAUUCUGACGGGCUUCUUUCCAAAUUCACAUACCUACAGCCCAACUGCAUGUUGUAAUGUGAAAAAAUUAAUGUAGGAACAACUUCACUGGUAACUGCACUGAUAACCAGGCCAACACUACAUUGCCGACAUAGCAAGUUACAGAGACCAAAUUGCAGAAAGCGAAUUACGGAGAGUAAAUUACAGAGAGCGAGUUACGGAGAGCAAGUUACAGAGAGAGUUACGGAGAAUAAAUUACAGAGAACAUGGACAACGCCGAGGGAACAACUGAAAACUUCCACUUGAAAUUUAAAAGUUACGUGCACACCAGAAAAGGAACUAUUUACGCUGGAGAAGUGGUAAUGAGCCUCAUCGUUAUGAGCUGUCACAUUAUUUCUCGGGACUAUGGAUGGAUAUCUGUGCCUGUAUUUGAGAUGGUUAGCGCUUCUGCCUUCUUCAUCGUCUUCAUGCUGGAACUGGAUAAGCAGAUACUCAUAAUCCACUGGCAGUUCACUGACUUUGUGCGUGCUCUGACGGGCUGUAUGUUCUACAUGGUCAGUUCCCUGGUCUGGCUGACAAACCCAAGUGGGGCGGUCAGUGUUAUAGGAGGGGUCCUUGGGUUAGUGGCUGCAGUGCUGUUUGGCUAUGACGCCUACUUCACCUUAAAACACAUCAAGACUGGCAGACAGCAGUCCUUGGGUCAACCACUGGCUCAAACCAGUACAAGUGGGAUUUAAAUGCGGUUGUGGUUCAAGUGGGUGGUUUGCUAGUGGGUUACCAAAUUGAUCAGCCAUGGGUGAACUAGUGAAUCAACCAAGGGUUAACUUUUGGAAUAACUACUGGAUCAACAAUGGGUUAUCUAGAAGAUCAACCAUGGGUGAUGUAGUGGGUCUAUUGGAUCUAGUGGGGUUAUAUAAUGGCAUAAAGGGAUACUUUUGGCAACAAUGCCCUUUAUCUACUGAGUCAGAUUAAUUUGUUUGGAUCUGUGUCUACAAUCAAUACAUUAUUAAGUAGUUUUACUGUAUAUUAAUCUAAUCCCAACAAUCUGCUAACAUGUUGUCAAACACCAUAUAUUUCCAGGCACUGUGCUACAGCUGCUUAGACAGUUCGACAACAGAAGAAAGGAACAUUGUGGAGACAUCAAAUGUUGCUCUAAUAUCUUUGUUCAACUAUUUUAUAUGUGUUUUAGUGUCAUUUGUUUAGUUAAUGUGCAUUACAAUAUGUGGUUAAAUGCUUGCAAUGGUAGAAUUUAGUAAAUAAACUCAUUUGAUUUGC